AUGCCGGGUAUCGUGAAGCAAACGUCGUCAUCACCGUCGCCGCCGCGUGCCCCCUCACCCCAGCGCACGAACACGGUCUGGCUUACUUCUCUACCUCCCCCAUUUUUCCAUCCUGUUGCUCUCGCUGCACUCAGAGACCAUUUUGAGAGUUAUGGCGAGAUUCACACGUGGGCGCCUAUAAGGUCGUUCGCUAGAAUCAUGGUCGUCUAUAUGGAUGAGGACGAGGCAGAAUCCGCGAAGAUCAACUGCGAUGGUUUGACUAUCGAGAAGACCUCUGAGACUGCGGAGUUUGUGUUGCGGGUAUUCCGCGGCGAUCCUACGCCAACAGUCGUAGACCCCAAGGGGCGAUAUCUUCAUCCCCCAGCUCUAGAGAAGAAUUUUCUUAUCUCCCCUCCCGGUUCUCCACCUGUCGGUUGGGAACCAAUCAAAGAGGACCCUCCGAACUCUGCGCCCCUUGCCGACGACCUCAUAGUUGCUCUUCGUAAUCUGCAGGUCGCCGAGCUUAGCCAUCUCCACGAUGACAGCCUUCAUGGCCACGUGGACAAUAAGGGUGUGGAAGUACUGCUGCACCCUGAAGAUGGCGCGGGUAUUGGUGUGUAUGUAGAGGAUUGUGAUGUGGAUGAGCAAGACGAGAUGGUGCAGGAGAAUGAUUGGGCGUAUGGGGAGGACAACCCCAAUAGGAUGCAGUGGAAACCUAUGCCGACAGCGAUGCCACCA
Molecule: messenger RNA, 717 nt
Organism: Stereum hirsutum FP-91666 SS1
Lineage: Eukaryota; Fungi; Basidiomycota; Agaricomycetes; Russulales; Stereaceae
Product: Calcipressin
Exons: 2
Biological process (GO): calcium-mediated signaling
Cellular component (GO): nucleus; cytoplasm
Molecular function (GO): calcium-dependent protein serine/threonine phosphatase regulator activity; nucleic acid binding
Source: RefSeq, a predicted model, not a curated record